AUGGCAAAUGAAAAUUUCACUGUGAAAAAUGUAGAUGGCUUUAUAAUCACUGGAUUUGAUCACCUGCAGAACCAAAAGCUCCUUGGAUUCCUCAUCUUAAUAACCUACAUGCUCAUAUUGCUCGGGAACGGCAUCAAUCUGUGUAUCAUCUCGACUAACAGACAUUUACACAAGCCAAUGUACAUAUUAAUCUGUAAUCUAGCUGUUGUUGACAUAAUGUUCUCCUCUACCUGCAGCACAACCAUGAUCUCAGUGCUGCUGGCUGAGAUUAAAACUGUUUCAUACUAUUCGUGUAUCUCAAGGACAUACUUCUAUCAUCUUGGUGAUUUCACAGAGUGCAUGGCUCUGACAUUAAUGGCAAUAGACCGACUUAUUGCAAUCAGGCUUCCUUUGAGAUACCACAGCAUUGUAACAAAUUCACGAACCUUUCUGCUCAUUUCUCUGACCUGGCUCGCUGGUUUUGCUGUUAUAGGUUAUGUGAUAUCAGUAGUAGACAGUGUUCCAUAUUGUCAACCUGUCAUCAGAUAUGUGUUUUGUGAAUAUGCUUCCAUGAUCAGAGCUGCUUGUGUUAAUCCUGAACCAUAUUUUUUCAUACCUGUUAUGAUAAGUCUUUGGCCAAUGUGUGGACAGUUUCCUUUUAUUAUGUGUACCUAUGCUGUCCUGGCUUACAGUGUGACUAAACUCUCCAACAACUCAAGCAAAAAGCAAAUGAUCAGCACCUGCUCCAGUCACCUCAUUGUUCUGCUCAGUUUUUAUGCACCCAAGCUGGUCUCUGGAAUACUAACUCGAAUAGGAGUUGUGCUAAAUUUGACAGAGCGAAAUGCAAUUUUGAUUGUAGCCUCUCUAAUUCCUCCCUUAAUAAACCCUGCUGUUUACUGCACCAGAACUAAAGAGAUCAGGACACGAUUAGCAGAUGUAUUUUUGCGCAAAAAAAUAGUACCAAAUAAUCUGAAGUCAAUUUCAAUGGCUGUAUCAUCUUAA
Messenger RNA from Onychostoma macrolepis, 981 nucleotides. Its product is annotated as olfactory receptor 6N1-like. The coding region runs from base 1 to 981 and encodes 326 amino acids. Gene Ontology annotation, cellular component: membrane. Gene Ontology annotation, biological process: G protein-coupled receptor signaling pathway. The record is from RefSeq and is a predicted model, not a curated record. Lineage: Eukaryota; Metazoa; Chordata; Actinopteri; Cypriniformes; Cyprinidae. Gene Ontology annotation, molecular function: G protein-coupled receptor activity; olfactory receptor activity. The transcript has a single exon.